Molecule: messenger RNA, 524 nt
Organism: Drosophila innubila
Lineage: Eukaryota; Metazoa; Arthropoda; Insecta; Diptera; Drosophilidae
Exons: 1
Coding region: 310-492 (60 amino acids)
Source: RefSeq, a predicted model, not a curated record
UUCAGUGCUUAUCUUGCGCCAAUGUAAAACAGACGUGAUUCUUCGUACAUUCAAUAUUUACCGUUGUGUCUGCCCUUGCAGUGUGUUUAUUUUGUGUUGUGUUACACUACCCCCCGCCACCGCCCUGUAGUCGGUACAGACAAAGAGCGGAAAAUUUUCAAUAUUCAAGGCAGUAAAAAAAACAACAAACUUUUACAAUUUAACGUUAAGCAUUUUUGCUUAAUUGCGUAGUUAAAGUUUGUGUUUAUUUUUGGCCAAAGCAGCGUGCUGGCCUAAAUUCCUGUUGACCGUUUAGAGCCUCAUUUUUGGAUGGGUGUGAAGCGUAGUAUGCAAGUGAACUGGUGCAGCAACAAGGACUGUUUGGGUCUCCGUAAGCGUGUCUGCGGAUUGCAUCAAACCUGGAAGUGGCUCCAUCAGACUCCCGCCCUCCACGAGUAUCUCAUCUCGGCCAGCUCGGUGGCAGCAAAUACACCGAAAACAACCAGGUUCUAAAGUCCAAGCCAACCAAACAACAAUAAAAGCAA